Molecule: messenger RNA, 1709 nt
Organism: Tuber melanosporum (Perigord truffle)
Lineage: Eukaryota; Fungi; Ascomycota; Pezizomycetes; Pezizales; Tuberaceae
Exons: 8
Coding region: 460-1542 (360 amino acids)
Cellular component (GO): catalytic step 2 spliceosome
Molecular function (GO): RNA binding; protein binding
Source: RefSeq, a predicted model, not a curated record
GAAAAGGCAGAAGCUAUGAGAUGUGCUUUGUAUCCUUGCUGUGGAGAGGUUGAAUGGUGGGAUCUGGUAUCGGUGUUUUUAGAGCAAGGGAGGCUCCUUGCACGGGAAUGCUGAUGGGGAUUAUGACAAAACCUGAGCAGAAGCAGUCGAGUGGCUGAUCUUCGCUGUCAGGGCCGUAACUUACAGUAGCAUAAGUGUGUGCAACCGGAGUGUGUCGCGUGGCUGGUGAGAUGAAUUACUGUCAGAACGAUUCAGCCCCAUCCGGUGAGAGUUACGGCCGCUCCCGCACAACUUGAAAGCAACCUCUGUCAAAAUCUCAUCACCGGCAUCUUCAUUGCUCAGACAAAAACCCAACUCUACCUCGCCAACAAGUCGUGUCUAUUCACGUGCAACCCGAUUAAUACCCUCCGAACCACCUGGGAUCUAUAUUGUUCCAGACUCUCAUCAUUUUCUCUAGCUAUGACUGACAAGCGAAAGGCUUCCGGGUCCCUCGGAUCCUCGCAGCUCGUCAAGAGAAUCAGACCAGAUGGCGCCGGUGGAGAUGGAUCAUCAGCAGUUUCCAUUGUGAAUAGCUCCGCGAGCGGUGGAGCUCUCAUACAAGUUGUGCCGCGAACAUCAGCUUUGCAAGCUCCAAUCAUGGAACUAACGGGGCAUUCGAAGGAAGUGUUCGCUGUUCGCUUCGAUCCCACAGGUCAGAAUAUUGCCUCCGGCUCAUUCGAUAGAUCAAUUUUGGUUUGGAGAACAUAUGGUGACUGUCCGAAUUAUCUUGCUCUACCAGGGCAUAAGGGAGCUGUGCUCGACCUCCAUUGGUCACGAGACUCACAAAUUAUAUUCUCUGCUUCUGCCGACACCUUACUGGCCACGUGGGACGUCAGCACUGGGGGUAGGAUAAGAAGAUACGUCGGCCAUGAAGAUGUUGUGAAUGCAAUGGAUGUAACUAGACGAGGACCGGAAUUGAUGGCCAGUGGGAGUGAUGAUGGGUCUAUCGGAAUAUGGGACCCCCGACAAAAAGAGUGCAUAGAUUAUCUGGAGACAAACUUCCCAGUAACAGCUGUCGCUAUCAGCGAAGCUGGGAAUGAGCUUUUCAGUGGUGGGAUUGACAAUGAUAUCAAGGUUUGGGACUUACGGAAGCGCUCAGUAGCGUACACCAUGCGUGGCCACCAAGACACUGUUACAUCGCUGAGUGUCUCGCCUGACGGACAAUCUAUAUUAUCGAAUGCGAUGGAUAGCACAGUCCGUACAUGGGACAUCCGGGCUUUCGCACCAUCCAACCGACUGAUAAAUACAUACGAGGGAGCCCCGUCUGGAAUAGAGAAGAACCUCAUCCGGGCAAGCUGGUCGCCGACAGGCGAUAAGGUUGGAGCCGGUGGUGGGGACGGCAGUGUCGCGGUAUGGGAAGCAGAAACCCGAAAAUUAUUAUAUAAGCUUCCAGGACACAGGGGGACCGUUAACGAUAUGCGCUUUUCUCCAAUUGCUGCGGAGCCAAUUAUUGUGUCCGCAUCCUCAGAUAAAAACAUCCUACUCGGAGAGUUGGGUAAAUAAUACACGCACAAGCCACAGCCAGCGCGGAAGCUAUUUCAAAAAAGAGAGGAUGAAGCAAGGGGGGUGUUCACGAUACUACACCAUCCAGGGUGUGUAAUGACAAAAAUGACCACUGUACUAUACAAUAUUCAUUCCAAAAUUCCAAUACUAUACUGCACUACCCAUCG